Molecule: messenger RNA, 628 nt
Organism: Schistosoma rodhaini
Lineage: Eukaryota; Metazoa; Platyhelminthes; Trematoda; Strigeidida; Schistosomatidae
Source: the annotation of a GenBank genome assembly
AUGCAGAGUAGAUCGUCAUCAUUACAAUCAGAGAAUCUUUCUGGUACUCGCAAUCAACAAUGUAAUCAUUACAGACAUCAUAAACAUAGAGGACAUUUUGUUAGAUUACCGUAUUACAUUUUAUUAGUAGCAUUAUUCUUGUCUUUAUACUUUCUAGCGACAUCUCUAAUCAUGGAUGAUAAUUUAUUUGCAAAAAAUCAACCAGCUAAAGAUUUAGCCCAACAAAUAUUCAACAUAUUCGCAAUUGGAACAAUACUACUUGCAAUGAUCAUUGAUGUGAUACAAUUUUUCAUAAUUAAUAAAUAUCAAAAAUUAUGUACAAAAUGUUUAUUUUGUCUCAUAAUUAUAAGUUUUAUUUUAGCAAUGACUGCAGCAACAUUGGCUAAUGUUAAUUCACAAUUUUAUGGAACCAAAAAAAUACCUCAUCCAUCAACAUGUUUAUUAGCUGGGAGCGCAAUUACUUUCCUAACAUUUUUAAUCGCAAUUGUUCCUUGUCUUGAACGACAAUUCGAUUAAUUACAAUCAUUAAAGUUGAUGAUUAAUUUUACAGAAGAAAACAGAAACAGAUUUUAUUUUUUACACUAAACUAUCAUAUAUUCAAAAAUAUAAGUGAUUUAAUCAACAAAAA